AUGAUCGGGACAGCCUUAUUUGUGUUAAUAGUAAUUUUACUAAUAAUAUACAAUGCGAUUGUUGAAAAAAGUAAUUAUUGGAGAAAAUUAAAAAUACCAUAUCUGAAACCCUUACCUUUACUUGGAAAUUAUGGAGACUACGUACUUAUGAAAAGAUAUUUCGGCGAAGUCGCUCAAACAAUAUGUCAAAAAUUCCCCAACGCGCCAUACUUUGGGGCCUUCUAUGGAACAGAACCAACGCUUAUGGUCCAAGACCCGGAGGUAAUAAAACAGAUUAUGACAAAGGACUUCUAUUCCUGCAGCGGCAGAGAGAUAUCAAGUUACUGCGAUAAAGAAGUCUUCACAAAAGGUCUAUUUUUCACUUCCGGUGACAGGUGGAAGUUGUUACGGCAAAACUUGACGCCACUGUUUUCUUCGUCAAAAAUGAAGAACAUGUUUUACUUGAUCGAAAACAGCUGCCACGGGUUCGAGAGCAUGCUUGACCGUGAAUUUAGGAAGAACCAAAUAGUAAGAAUCAGGGCAUUAUUCGCAAGAUUCACUAUGGACAGCAUAGGGACGUGUGCAUUCGGUGUAAACACAAAAACGAUGGACGAAGUUUCCGACGACAAUCCCUUCACAUAUAUAGGGAAAUCUUUGUUUCUAGAGACAUAUUAUAGAGGCUUUAAAAUUAUUGCUCGAGCCAUUUGGCCGGCAAUAUUCUAUGGUCUCGGGUUUAAGAACUUUCCGGUCGAAGUGAACACAUUUUUCCACAAAUUAAUGACGGACGUGUUUACCGAAAGGAAGUACACGCCGACGGCGAGACAUGACUUCGUUGAUUUAGUGCUGAAGUUUCAUGAACAGAAAUACCUUACUGGUGAUAGAAUAACAAGCUUGAAAGGAGAAGGGGAGAAGAUAACUAUGAAUGUAGACGAUGACUUUCUGGUGGCGCAGUGUGUCAUAUUUUUUGCGGGUGGUUUUGAGACAUCUUCUACAACAUUGCAAUAUCUUCUUUAUGAGCUUGCAAAAAAUCCAGAGGCACAGGACAAAUUAAUCGAAGAAGUGGAUGAAUAUUUGAAACGACAUAAUAACAAAUUAGAAUACAUUUGUGUGACAGAGCUACCAUUUGUCGAGGCAUGUCUAAGUGAAACUCUACGUCUGUAUCCAGUAUUUGGUGUGUUAACACGUGAAGUGUUAGAGGAUUACACUCUUCCAUGUGGAGCGGUGUUAGAUAAGGGAGUACGUAUUCAUAUACCAGUUUACCAUCUGCAUAAAAAUCCUGUCCAUUUCCCAGAGCCCGAAGAGUAUCGACCCGAAAGAUUUUACGGAGACGAGAAGGAAAAUAUCAAACCAUACACUUAUUUGCCUUUCGGCGAAGGACCUCGGAUUUGCAUAGGUAUGCGCUUCGCGAAGAUGCAAAUGAUGGCUGGCAUUGUAACAUUCUUCAAGAAGUACCGCGUUGAGUUGGCUGAAGGUACACCACGCAGACUGAAUCUUGGAGUGAAGACUAUUGUGACCCAACCAAAGGAGCUGAUACAACUGAAACUGGUAGAACGCGAGGGUUGGGAGCAAAGGAUAUUGGCUUAAAUGUGUUCAUUAUCUUUUAUAGUUUGUUAUUGACGACCUCGGUGGUCUAGCUGUUUAGCACACCGCUUUACUUCCUAUGGUCGCGGGUUCGAUUCCUCGCACAAUACAAAUAUUUGCAUUUAUGAGUAUGAUUGUUUGUAUCGAUCUGGGUGUUUGCUAUGUAUAUUAUGUAAGUAUUUACAAAAAAAUAAUAAUAUUAAAGUAUAUUAUAUCAG
Molecule: messenger RNA, 1778 nt
Organism: Achroia grisella
Lineage: Eukaryota; Metazoa; Arthropoda; Insecta; Lepidoptera; Pyralidae
Product: cytochrome P450 6B2-like
Exons: 2
Coding region: 1-1563 (520 amino acids)
Molecular function (GO): oxidoreductase activity, acting on paired donors, with incorporation or reduction of molecular oxygen; heme binding; iron ion binding
Source: RefSeq, a predicted model, not a curated record